GUUUGCAUUGUGUUGCGUUGCCGCUGUCGUCGAAUUUUUCAUGCAAAUGUCGCUGUUAUUUGAAUAUGCUAAGAAAUGGGCACUACAGCUUCAGUGUUGCAGUGGUCAUGUUCCAAUUGCAAUUUAUUGAAUCCAGUUGAAUGCAAUUUAUGUUUCAACUGCAGAAAAAUGCGAUUUCUUCUCCGUAAUAGCGAAAGAAAGUUAAAUUUCGUUGAUUAUGAAAACAAAACAAGCGCUGUUUUCAGAUCGCUAAAACUAACUGAACGCAUCUGGACCUGCUUAAACUGUACCUACGCUUACAACUCAAUGUUUUCCGAGCAAUGCAACUUAUGCCAUUCGAUGAAAAGUAACAUAAACAUGAUUACAAAGUGUAAAAUAAAUUGUCCUGGAACCAUACCACUGAAAAAUAAUGAGCAGUGGAUAUGUGAUAAGUGCACUUUAGUAAACGUAGCAACCAAAACCGAAUGUGCAGCUUGUGGAGGUUCAAAACUGGGAAGUGUGAUCGAAAUAGGGGAAACCAUAUUUAAAAGAGACAAUUUCUGGACAUGUAUGGAAUGUACUUUAAAAAAUUGUUUAGAAGAUCAUAUAUGUAGUGCUUGCACAUCAUCAAUAAAUCACAAUGAUAUAGGUGGAUAUCCUUCACCAAUGUUAGAAAGGUCUUCGGAUUCUGGAGCAGUUCCAAAAAACAAAAGUAUUGAAAAAUUCUCUAGUAAGGCUUAUGAUCGCCUAAACAUAACGAGUAUUCCGGCUGGAAAAAUCUGGUUCUGUCCCACAUGCACAUUUAAAAAUGCAUCAGCUAGUGUAGUAUGCGACAUGUGUUCAAGCCAACGAUUAAUAAACAUGAAUGCCACUAUAGCUAAAAAUUCAAAAAACGAUUUCAUAAAACAGUUAGAUGAUUCGGAUUCAUUGAAUAAGUGGGUGAAUAUCAUUCAAUAUUGUAAAGAAAAUGAUGAAUUAUUCGUGGACGAUUCAUUCCCGCCUGCUAAUAAGAGUUUAUAUUAUUACCCAACAUGCCAUAUAGAAUCAAACCCAGUAGUACAAUGGCGCCGACCUCACGAAAUAUGUUGUGAUGAAACGAACUCCCUUCCAUGGAGAGUGUUCAGAACGCCCCUUCCAUCAGAUAUUUGCCAAGGAAUACUAGGAAAUUGUUGGUUGUUGAGUGCAUUAGCCGUUCUCGCCGAAAGAGAAGACCUUGUACGUAAAGUAGUCGUUACGAAAACCAUUUGCCCUCAGGGAGCGUAUCAAGUUCGGUUGUGUAAAGAUGGAAAGUGGACAACUGUUUUGGUAGAUGAUUUAUUACCGUGCGAUAGAAAAGAUCUACUAGUGUAUUCACAAGCUAAGAGAAAACAAUUAUGGGUACCUAUCAUAGAAAAAGCAGUAGCAAAACUCCAUGGCUGCUACGAAGCAUUGGUGUCAGGAAGGGCAAUAGAGGGUUUAGCCACACUGACCGGAGCUCCAUGUGAAAGUAUACCUCUUCAGCCUAGCUCAAUGCCCUCCCUAAGCGAUGAUGAUGUGGAUAGAGAUCUCAUAUGGGCGCAACUACUAAGUUGUAGACAAGUGAAAUUUUUGAUGGGAGCAAGCUGUGGCGGUGGAAAUAUGAAAGUAGACGAUGAUGAAUAUCGUUCUAAAGGUCUUCGUCCUAGGCAUGCAUAUUCUGUCUUAGAUGUUCGAGACGUCCAAGGACAUCGUUUAGUAAAACUGCGUAAUCCAUGGGGCCAUUAUUCUUGGAAAGGAGAUUGGUCAGAUGAUUCACCUUUGUGGUGUAAUGGUUUAAGGAACAUAUUAAUGCCUCAUGGUGGUUCCGAAGGAGUGUUUUGGAUAUCAUUUGAAGAUGUUCUAAAAUAUUUUGAUUGCAUUGACAUAUGCAAGGUACGAGAUUGUUGGAACGAAGUAAGACUGUUAGGUAAUUCUCAACCUUUGUGCGCACUGUCGUGUGUGAUAAUCACAGUAAUUGAGCCAACGGAAGCUGAAUUUACAUUAUUUCAAGAGGGUCAAAGAAAUUCUGAAAAAUCUCUGCGGUCCCAACUUGAUCUCUGUGUUGUUGUGUUUAAAACGCGAAACUCAACACAACCGGAAGUGGGAAGACUAGUUGAACACAGCAAACGGCAAGUACGAGGAUUCGUUGGAUGUCAUAAAAUGCUGGAAACAGAUGUAUACCUGUUGGUUUGUUUAUCCUUCAAUCAUUGGCAUACAGGAAUCGAAGAUCCUUCAAUGUAUCCACAAUGUGUGUUGGCUAUACAUAGUUCGAAAAAACUCAUUGUUCAGCAAAUAUCACCUCCUUCCUACCUUUUAGCAGACGUUAUAAUCAGCCUUACUUUGACGAAAGGUCAGAGACAUGAAGGGCGAGAAGGAAUGACUGCCUACUAUCUUACAAAGGGCUGGGCUGGAUUGGUCGUGAUGGUGGAGAAUCGACAUGAGAACAAGUGGAUCCAUGUAAAGUGUGAUUGUAAAGAAAGUUACAAUGUAGUUUCUACAAGAGGUGAACUACAAACAAUAGACUCUGUGCCACCGAUGCAACGACAGGUAAUCAUAGUACUGACACAGCUUGAAGGUAGUGGAGGAUUCAGCAUUGCUCAUAGGCUUACUCAUAGACUAGCAAACUCUAGCGGAUUACAUGAUUGGGGCCCACCGUCAUCAACAAACUGUCCACCUAUCGAUAGUAUAUAUGAUCUUCAUUCUCCGCGCCUGAUAACUUAAUAAUACUAAUAUUAUAAUGAAAUAUAUGUGCAUUGCUGUAGAAAUACAAA
Molecule: messenger RNA, 2747 nt
Organism: Malaya genurostris
Lineage: Eukaryota; Metazoa; Arthropoda; Insecta; Diptera; Culicidae
Gene: sol
Product: calpain-D
Exons: 10
Coding region: 76-2697 (873 amino acids)
Biological process (GO): proteolysis
Cellular component (GO): cytoplasm
Molecular function (GO): calcium-dependent cysteine-type endopeptidase activity
Source: RefSeq, a predicted model, not a curated record